Molecule: messenger RNA, 1732 nt
Organism: Peromyscus maniculatus bairdii (prairie deer mouse)
Lineage: Eukaryota; Metazoa; Chordata; Mammalia; Rodentia; Cricetidae
Source: RefSeq, a predicted model, not a curated record
GCUUUUAUAACCCACUCAUUUAAUAACUGGUUUCAACCGAGGAGCUUUUAGAAGUUAGGAUUCCCAGGCAUACCCCAGACAAAUAAAAACAGAAUCUCUGAGAACAGAAGACAAGUAUCAGUAAUUUUUAAAUCCCCCAGAACCCCAAUGCAACUUCAAAGAGAAGUAAUCUACAACUAACUAGAUGGCAGUUACUCUAGUAAAGCAGUUAAAGUGUUCCUCCCUCCAAAGCAAGAGAAUGACCACUCCAGGCUGAGGCAGAAGACCAGGAGACCAUGAAACAAGACUGCAUAAGAUGAGAAAAAGGAGUGAAAAGAGAAGAGGAGGAGAGAAGAGAGAGUGCAUCUUUGUGCUGUUCAAAGGGCAGGGCAGGAACAGAAAGGAAAAAUGAAAUGGCAAAGGAAAGAAAGGAAAGGGAGAAGGAAGUAAAAGUUUGUAAAUAUUAUGGCCCACAGGCUGCAAGGAGGCUAGUAGGGUUACUGUCCUCUCUGAAUCCAAGGCUCCAUCACCUAGCAGGACCUCUAUGACCUCACGCUGGAGUAGGUCACAGCCCAAGGUGGGGGGAGGGGGCACCUUAACUUCCUGGGCAGAUUGGGGGUUCCUGCAGCAGUCACUACCUUGCCCAACCCCUCCCCACCAUGUUGGUCAGUAACCCCCACCUGCUAACACUGGAUGAAGCAGAUGCCACUUGGGCCCUCAUCAAGGAUAAGGUCAUCGAGGAGCGUUUUGGGUCCAAUGUAGUGGCAGUACCUUUCCUGUCGGAUGCAGCCUACUAUGAUCUACUGGGCGUGCUAGUGAAACAGUCCCGUCGAGCCCACACCCGCCUAACUUUGCCAGGCCGGCAGGGCCGAAGGGCACUGAAAUCAGUAGGGCUGCUACCAAAUCUUCUAGAACAGGCAGGGUCUGAGGGUGUCUUUGCCCACUGCACUCGGGAAUACUCACCAAAUGGCCGAGCCGAGAUAGCCUAUGAAGAAAUGCGAAUGUUGGAUGGGCAGCCCUGCCGGAUCCGCCUACAUAUGGGAGGUCUGCGCAAGAAGGUUGCUUUCCUGCUGCUACCACCAGGGCAGGUGAGCCUACAGCAGAAUCUUCCCUGGAUCCGAAGCACCCACAGCAUCUACGUCAUCUACCAGGUCUUCUCCUGCACCUGGCUGCAGCUAGGGCUGUUACCUACAGCCCGUGAGCCCCAGCUGCUCCGGUUACAGCGGUCACUACCUAUUGCUUUCUCCUGCCUCAAGUUUUCACUGCAGCCCAAGGGUGUGCUGGGACCACAGAAGUCUCUGACCAAAGAUCCCUUGCCCCAAGGAGCCACCUGGGUUAGACCUAGCCUUAGCAUCUUAUCAACUCUGGCCCCCACAUCAGUACCUGCUGAUACCCUUGAAGUUGCUGAUGCAUCUCCACCUGUCCCAGCCCCACCUACACCACCUCCCCAAGAAGGGCCAGAAGGCAGACCCACCAGAUUCUCCUAUAAGGGUCGAAACCCCUUCCGGAGGGGCCCCUAUAUGCUUUCAGCAGAGAACUGGCUCUUCAGCCCCCGCAACCCCCCACCAGGAGGCCAGGGUGGGGGCCCCGGGGACCCCGACCGGCACUCCAUGUCCCUGCCCCUGCUGCAGGGUCUGUCCUCAGAGUUCGACAGCGACGAAUGAAGCUGAGGCAAGAGACGCAGGGGGCGAGGCCCCUAAGAUCUGACAUAGGGAUAAUGGUCCCCAAUAAACAUCAGCUGCUGCACCCCCAA